AUGAAGAUCCUCGAGCCUGCGCCCGAAGAGCAUGAAGAAGAAGAACCCCCAACACCAACACCCACAGCAACACCCUCCACCCCACCAAAAACGAGCGCAAUAGACGACACCGCACCGCCUACUAAGCCCCCCGAUCCCCCCAAAAUUGGCGAAUCCAAACCCUUGGACAGUGUCCUGCACAUGCCCUCCCCUGCAGACGCCGACCCCCACAAACUCCCGCACCUCAAAACGCCCCCUUACGUGCAUCAUUUCGAUACGUAUGGCCUCGUCAAAGAACUGCACAAAUCGCGCUACACGCCAGAGCAAUCCACAACGCUGAUGAAAGCCGUGCGCGGCAUCUUGAUUAACAACAUGGCGCUGGCACGCGAGGGGCUCGUGUCGAAGUCGAAUGUCGAAAACGAGACAUACCUUUUCCGCGCGGCAUGUAGCGAGUUGAAGACGGAGAUUGGCAACGGGCGGAAGAGCCAGAUUGAGCGCAUGAGAACCGAGCGCGCGCAGUUGCAGCACGAGGUGGAUAUCUUAGGGCAGCGGUUGGGGCAGGAGACGGGCACGCUCAAAGAUGAGUUGAAGGGGCUAUUUGAUGAUAGGAAAAUGGCGGUUCGGCAGGAGCAGAGGACCAUGGAGACGAAGGUGAGUUUCCCUUUCUUUGGGAUUGUGGGACGCUGGUUGCUGACGGUGUGCUAG
Parastagonospora nodorum SN15 is the source of this 684-nucleotide messenger RNA. RefSeq lists its product as hypothetical. The transcript has a single exon. Lineage: Eukaryota; Fungi; Ascomycota; Dothideomycetes; Pleosporales; Phaeosphaeriaceae. Gene Ontology annotation, cellular component: mitochondrion. The record is from RefSeq and is a predicted model, not a curated record. The coding region runs from base 1 to 684 and encodes 227 amino acids.